Molecule: messenger RNA, 273 nt
Organism: Adineta steineri
Lineage: Eukaryota; Metazoa; Rotifera; Eurotatoria; Adinetida; Adinetidae
Source: the annotation of a GenBank genome assembly
AUGGAUGAUGAAAAUUAUCUUCCUGAAUGUUCUGAAUAUACAUCACAACCGCAAUCACUAAUAAUUAUCUACGAUCCACCAGAAAUAAUGGUUGUAAGAGAUUUUUCACGUAUUCUUAUUCCUUGUGUUGAUCCUGUAGAAUAUUACAAUGAAUACUGUGAGGAUCUACUGGAAACAGAUGCAUUACUCAAUUAUUGUCUACGUCUUGGUAUACCAGUAGAUAAAAUUGCCUUUCCAACAGCAGACACACCCAUAGAAGAAUUAACAGACUAA